GAUGUCACGUGGCUCCAUUGCAUUCAGCAUCCCCCCUGUGGGCACGAGUUGAAAUUCACCGCAGCACCUACCUUGUCAUCGACAUUCGCAAUGAGCAACUCCAAGCCGGAAUCUCAGGAAUUCGAUUCAGUAUACAAGACAACACUCGACCCAUUGACUUGCACUCGUCGCGGUUUAUGUCCAGUUACCGACAUUCGGCACCAAGCCAAACUGUCCGAGAGCCAUUCACUUUACUACGAAGUCCACGGCAGUGGGCCCAUCAAAGUUGUUCUCAUCAUGGGACUUAACGGCACUUCAGGAGGCUGGCUACCCCAAGUCAGAUACUUUGGGAGACUGCCGCAGUACUCGGUGCUAGUCUUUGACAACCGCGGCGUCGGAAACAGUGGCUCGCCCUGGGGACCGUAUACCACUAGCGGUAUGGCUAACGACGUCAUUGUAUUGCUUGACUUUCUCGGCUGGACUGCGGACCGCGAGCUCCACGUGAUUGGUAUUUCGAUGGGGGGAAUGAUUGCUCAAGAACUCGCAUCUCGUAUACCUAAACGUAUCUCAUCUCUUAGCCUUGCGGUCACCAAGGCGGGUGGACGGUCAUGGCGUAACAUACCCAAGUGGAAAACGGUGUUUUCUCUAGUAAGGCUUCUCAGUCUUUCAGAUGUAGAAGUCAAGAUUCCUGUGGUCCUGAACAUGCUCUUUCCACCCAAGUGGCUGGCAGAAAGAGCGGAGGAUGACCCUCAGGGUAGAACUAACGCGGAGGUUCAAGCAAGUCUUCACCGUUCGAAGUUCAAAAUAACUCGACCUCAGCCUCUCAUAGGUGCACUCUCCCAGAUGGCGGCUGCUUUCACGCACCAUGUCAGCCCAGAUCGGCUACGAAAGAUAUCCGCAUCGAUACCCAAAGUACUUAUACUGACCGGUGACACAGACGAUAUGGUAGAUCCAUCGGAAAGUCUUUUCCUGAAGCAGAAUAUGCCCGAAGCGGAGUACCAGUAUUGGGAGGGCGGUGGACAUGCGAUAUGUGCACAGUGGGAUAAGCGAGUCAAUACCUUGUUUGAGAGGGUUUUUGAAGAAGGGAGAUCUGCAUCAAACCAAGACCUUUAAUACCAGACCAAUGUAUUCCAGGAAGGGCAUCGUUCCGGAUAAUUAACUGUAAAGCAUUUAUUAGUCACAGCUAUCGUCCUGUCAAUGAGGAUUGCCGGAAAGAAAUGGUCUGUCUGACUUGCAAACA
Messenger RNA from Pisolithus orientalis, 1219 nucleotides. RefSeq names its product alpha beta-hydrolase. The record is from RefSeq and is a predicted model, not a curated record. NCBI's taxonomy places the organism in Eukaryota, Fungi, Basidiomycota, Agaricomycetes, Boletales, Pisolithaceae. The transcript has 7 exons. The coding region runs from base 91 to 1092 and encodes 333 amino acids.